GCGAGCCGACGUAAACAAAUGCCGAAAGCCGAAGAUGUAAGCUGGCAAAGAGACGCAAGAGAAAACACACACACCGCAAUGGGGGUGAAGAGGAGCUUUUGAGCUUUCCACCUGCCACCCACAGAGCCGACCGCCAAGCGCCAAGUGUCUUGAGAAAGUCUGCCAACGACACGGAACGAAUGGUCAAUUCAGUCAAAACGGAGCUCCCCAGACAACAGAAACGCGACGCGGCAACGGCACUCUGCGGGCAUUUGUGGAAAUCUAAAGAUACAAAAGUGAAGGAAGAAAAAAGUGAAAAAAAUAAAAUUAAUUUUUGUGUACACAUUGUAAGAAUCUACUAAUUAUUGAUAUGCGCCUAUUGAUGUAUUGAGUGGUGUUGGUGCGCUGGCGUGAGCGGGGUUACCGUUAAUUUUAUACGCGUCCCUGCGAUAGUAACGGAAUGUGGCUGUGGAAAAAUGCAAAUUCCCAGUGUAAUCAAGUGAAGAAAAGUGCUGCACCAAAGUGAGGGGGUGUGUGUGUGUGCCCCGGAGGGGAGAGUGUUUGUCGUGAAAGAAAAAUCAAAUGAAAUAAAAUAAAAUCUAUAUGCAUGUCAAAUUACACGCUGUACAGUGCAUUUAAUCCAUAAGUAAUUCAAUUAAAAGGAAAUUGCAUAAUUUUUCGUUUUUUGUUGGUGAAAAUGUUGCAGCCACUUUGAGGCCCAACGGCGACGACGACGACCAGAAGGCAUUAAGCGGUCCAACCAACUUGAAGUCAAUUCAUCAACCAACUAAUAGUCGCUCAAUUUCCAACCCAUAGCCAAAAAAUAAUGUAUCGUCAUCAUUGUGAGUGCACAACGAAUCAUCGAUAGCAUGACCCGUGACGGAGAGAUACCCGCCAUUUUCAACCCGAAACGGGUGCGUACACCAUCCGUUGUCGUAACCGGUGACUCUCCGAAUGGUCCGUAUGGUGGGUUUAGUAAUGCGCUCAACGCCAGCAAUCCACAAAUUGCCCACCAAGACUCCAUUUCAUCGAGUCAACAGGAUCCGAGUGAGGUCAUAACAAUACAUCCGGAUACGCGUGAUGCGUCGACGCCAAUUGGCACGCAUCCAGGUUUGCGACGUGGACUCGGUGCUGGUGGGGGUAGUUUCGUAAGUAGUUGUGGUGUAAGUGGUAUUGUUGGUGUGGGACCGGGUGGUGCUGGUGGCGGUGCAAAUGAACCGGAUACACCCACUUUGGAGGCGGGGCCAGAUGGCACCGAAGUGCGGUUUCGUCGGUUAAAAGCAUGCAAGGAGUCAUGUUGCUCCGAACUGGCGCGGAAGAUGUACUUUGGUGUUUGUGUCACCAUACUCGUCACCGCGUCGUGGGUCGGCGCAACGCAUUGUAUCAAAUUCCUCUACUUGAAUCGCAGCACAUAUGCUAGUAUUACCGCCGAUGACAUGGAUAGCACAUCAAAUCGUGCCAUCGAUUUGGACUUGGUCACAAAUAUGGAUGAUGACGAUGAUCCUCGUAAUCUUUUGGGCAUAAGUGACAACGCCUUGAGCGCCGAUGAUGUGGAGGAUGCCACCAAAUUUUUCCAUAUCGCACAGCCAGCUUUGCCAGAGUCGACGGUAUUUCGUGCACCCUUCUUCGCCGCUUGGUUCUUCACGAAUUUUUCAUUCUUCUUCUUUCCCAUCUACAUACUGGGGCGAGUGUCGUUGCGCAAAUGUGACAAACCGGGGGAGAUCUUGGGCGAUGUGUUGCGUGGUUUCCGCGAUCGUGGUUUCACCAUCGGUCGCUUCCUCAAUCGUUGUCUCUCCUUCUGCAUCCUUUGGCUGGUGACCACCUACUUGUACACCAUGUCACUGCGCGUACUCUUCGCCACCGAUGCCAUGGCGCUGUUCGCGACCAAUGUCGCCUGUGUUUACCUACUGUCAUGGGUCAUUCUACACGAACAAUUUGUCGGCGUGCGGAUUGUUGCGGUUAUUCUGUGCGACACGGGCAUUGCGCUGCUCGCCUACAUGGACGGCAUUACCGAGAGUCGCACGCUGAGCGGCGUUGUGCUGGCAACACUGGGCGCUGCCGGUUAUGCAGUAUUCAGGGUUAUGUUCCGCAAAGUGAUGGGCGAUCCACCGAUUGGUCAAAUUGCUUUUGCUUUCACCACUCUUGGGUUUCUGAACGCCUUGCUCUUGUGGCCCGUCUGUGUGGGUCUCUAUUUGGCGGGAUAUGAGAGCAUGCCGCCAGAUCGUAUGCCAUGGAUUAUUUUAUUAAUCGCCAGUAUUUUGCUAUUGGUUUUCCAUAUACUCAUGCAAUUCAGCGCGGCCGUCACUUAUAAUAUGUUUGUUACGCUGGGUUUAAUAACCGCAGUGCCAGUUUCAGGAGCUCUGGACGUUGUACUCUACGGUGCUACUUUCGCCGGCAUGAAAUUGGCUGGUGUCAUAUUAAUCGCUGUUGGCUUUUUCCUAGUAAUGUUCCCCGAAAACUGGCCAGACUACAUAACACGCUUGCUAAGAAAGAGUGGUCGUGCUAUACUGCGUUACCAAUGUUGUUGUGAAUUAGCCGAAAUUCAUUAUCCCCAUGCGAAAUAUCAUCUUGUUGGGUCACAACGCGAGAUGGGGUCGAGGUCCUCGCCACGGAUCGUUAGCCGGUCAGCAUCCCACCAUUAUCGAUUAUCGGACGGGAUACAUAAGGUCCCAUCUUCGGUCACCAUCUGGCCGUGUGAGAUGACUGAUAUGUCGCCUACUGGAUUUCUACUCAAUCAGCAAUCACAUCAACAACAACAACAACACCAAGCACACCAACAACAAUACGCCGGCUAUUCAACAUCAUCGGUUGCACACUCGAGCAGUCACAGUCACAGCAGCAGCUCAGCGACACGCGCACCACCGAUCGGCAGCGGUGGCGGCGGUGUUGGCGGUCGUCUAUUCCCCUACUUUGGUGGCGAUCACGAGCGUGAGCGUAAAAAAUCCGAAACGUCAUUCUUCAAUUUGGGCUUUCGACGCAAAUCGACUGUGGUCUACUAUGCUUCCACUGAUUGAGGGAUUUUGAAGCUUUUAAGUAGAGCUUUUUAGAGCACUUUGUUGGCUUGUGACUUGUGUCUCUUGACUUGUUGACAUUACAAUCAUAGAAAGUAAGGUUAGUUGGCGCUUGUGCAGUGUGUUGCUGAGCAAAUAAUGAAUUUAAUUAACGAAAAUGAGGUUUGAAUUUGUAAAAAAAAAAAACGAAAUACGAUUAUAAGAAUUUAUGCAAUUAACAGUAAAAAAGUAAAAAUAAACAAAAACAAAAAAUUACAAAAGCAAAUUAGUUAAUAAAUGUGUCUGUUGAAUUAUUAAAGUAAAUGCAUUCUUUUAGCGGAAAACAUUUAAUCAGCCAA
Molecule: messenger RNA, 3328 nt
Organism: Zeugodacus cucurbitae (melon fly)
Lineage: Eukaryota; Metazoa; Arthropoda; Insecta; Diptera; Tephritidae
Product: putative thiamine transporter SLC35F3
Exons: 11
Coding region: 849-2993 (714 amino acids)
Source: RefSeq, a predicted model, not a curated record